Messenger RNA from Lactuca virosa, 755 nucleotides. The record is from the annotation of a GenBank genome assembly. NCBI's taxonomy places the organism in Eukaryota, Viridiplantae, Streptophyta, Magnoliopsida, Asterales, Asteraceae.
AUGGACGCAUCACACCCACGCUUAUUCCUCGGUUCUACCACAUCUUUCUUUCUUUCGCCACUUGUCUCCUCACGCCGUUACACACAUCAAAUGACUGGACAAAUCAACGCCGAUUCCUCUUCUCCAGCAAGCAACAUCGACCUAUUUCUUCCUCUUCCAAUCGCCGGUCGAAGCUCCUUCCUCGUCUAUCAGGUAGCAGAGCAAUUGCUUACUCCUUGCCCUAAAUCCAUCUAUUUACUGUUGAAGGUAGCUGAUUGACUCCGAUUACACCUUAUAUAUUUUUUAAUUCCGAUAAUACCCUUGGGUAAAUAGAUGGAUUGGCAAGGACAGAAGGUAGCAGAGCAAUUGAUGCAGAUAUUGCUGGUGGUAUUUGCAGUUGCAACAUUUAUAACAGGUUAUGUUGUGGGUUCAUUUCAACUGAUGUUGAUAGUGUAUGCUGGGGGGGGGGGGGGUGAUUUUGACAACUUUGAUUACAAUUCCUAAUUGGCCCUUUUUUAACAAACAUCCUCUCAAGUGGUUGGAUCCAAGUGAAGCUGAAAAGCAUCCAAAACCACAGGUGGCUGUGACUUCGGUUUCAAAGAAGAAACCCAACAAGAAAUAGGCUAUGGCUAUUAUAUCAUAACUGGGUCAUAUUGAAAUGAGAAUUGUGUUUUUUCGGAAUUUAUUCUGUUUUUAAUGUUUAUCUUGAUAAAUGAUAUAAGGCAAGAAGAUUGAAGAAAAAUAUUUUAAAUGAGUAGAGCAAUUGAAUUUGAUUA